UCUCUCUAAAAUUUUCUCUCUCCAUAAGCUCCUCCAUCUCUCUCUCUCUUCCCUCAUCUAUCCAUUUCACAUCUCUAUCUUCUCCUCUCUUAAACUACAUUUUCACCUCAUCUCUCUCCCUCAGGUAAACAAAAGAUGUAUUAAAAGCGCAAAAAAGGAAGCACACCAAAGUACACAAGAUGUAUACAAUGGCUACCAAAAGACGGCCAAAAAAGGAGAGCUUCAAGCAGAGUUAGAAAGACUGGGAAAGCUCUCCAGAUAAGAAAUGCUAAUACUUAUUUUGUUGGGAUUUGGUAUUGUGCCAUUUUGGGAAUCAGUGAUAAAGAAGGCAAAUCUUCCAUUUCCUUUGUUUCUUUCAAGUUUCUGAAAUUGGAGGUGCAAGGUUCUUGUUCUUUACUAAGAUCAGCUGUCAUCAUCAAUGUCAGAAAGUGCUAUGGCAGUUGUGAAACCUGAGAUGAAGUCUUAUAUCUGGCUCCAAACUGCUGAUGGUUCUAUUCAACAAGUUGAAGAAGAGGUUGCCAUGUUUUGCCCCAUGAUAUGCCGAGAAAUACUUCAGACUGGCAUGGGAUCUUCCAAAAAUUAUGCCAUAUCGCUUCCACAACGAGUCAAUCCUGCUAUCUUGGGCUUAAUACUUGAUUACUGUCGGUUUCAUCAAGUACCAGGUCGCUCAAAUAAGGAGCGGAAAUCCUUUGAUGAGAAGUUUAUUCGGAUGGAUACAAAAAAGUUAUGUGAGUUGACAUCUGCUGCUGACAGCCUCCAGCUGAAGCCUUUGGUUGACCUCACCAGCCGUGCACUCGCUCGAAUUAUUGAGGGGAAAACUCCUGAGGAAAUUCGUGAGACGUUUCAUUUGCCUGAUGACCUUACAGAGGAGGAGAAGUUGGAGCCCUUGAGAAACAUAACUGAUGAUCCACGGAUUCGGCUAUUGAAUAGAUUAUAUGCAAGAAAAAGGAAAGAAUUAAAAGAGAGAGAGAAAUUGAAGAAUGUUGAGGUUGAAGAGGAGCGUGUGGAUGAGCGUUCGGUGGAUGAUCUCCUGUCAUUUAUUAAUGGUGAAGAUGGAGAUUCUAAAGGGGUUAGAGCUUCUAAGAAUAAAAAAAAAAAUCGGAGAAGAAAGGAUCAAAUGAAGGACUCUUCUUCAAACAAUGUAAAUGGAGACCAUAAAAAGGAGUUGGAUGGAGUUCACACAUCUUGCCAUAAUGCCGAGGCUGAUGAAAUUUUGGUGUCCACCCCUAGUAAAACUUCAAAAUUGCAGGAACUUCCUGCUUCUACCUUUUCACCUAAACUUGAGUUUGACGAUGGAGAUAUUGAUGAUGAGUUAGAUCCUGCAAUGAAGGAACAACUUGACAGGGAAGUGGAGGAUUUUGCUCGAAGAUUGAAUUCAGAUUGGCCGGAAAGAAUGCAAGAAAUUCUCUCUCUGGGUCAACAAAGAAGGCUUGUACCAAUAUCUAUGAAUGGGAAUGGUUCUGCUCAUAGGUUUGGACAGCAGAUAAUGAUCCCCUAAUAGAUAGCUCAUUUCCCAGAAAGCGGUUCAGCUUGAGUGUUGUAGAGAAGACGCUCGAGCAGGAGCGUCCUGCAGCCAGAACAUAGAAGAUAUGGCAAUGGUUUUUGGUGUGGACAGCAUGUAAGUAUAUUUGUUUGUUUUGCCAUCACCAAGAUGCAAUUUUAGUCCUGUUUUGGCAUCCUGUAUGUUGGGGAAAAAAAGGAAGGAAAAAAAAAAGGAAACCAAAAACGAACUAUUGAGACAAUUUGGGCAAAAUCUGCCCAUUUGUCUUUGACCUUGUUUUGUUUUUGCGGUUGUUUGUAACUUUCAGCCAUUGACAUGGGCUAUCUUCUGCACUUUAUGGAAAUCAUGUUGAUUUCACUUUUCUGCCCAUAUUAAUUGUUUUGAAAUCUUUCAUUAACAUUAUUGGUGGGAUUUCAUGAAGAAAAUCAACUUCUAAACCGGGGAAUUAUCAGACAAGUUUUUCUUUUACCAAGCCUUACAUUUGAGAACAUCUUCUGUUUUGAACUGGUUUAUAAUAGUAACUAGAGGAAGAGCAAGGUAGAAGAUGGAAGAGAAAUGGCUACUUUUCUCUUUAAUUUCGGCUUCUUCUGCGCUUCUGUUGAAGUUGAUCUGAGGAGAGAAAUGCAGUUUCACCUUGUACAGUUAGCAUUUUGUUGUCCCAAAUAAGCUCAGAUGUGGAAUACUUGAUGGAGAACCAAGACUGAGCUUCAUGUAAUGUGAUGGCUAACAUAUGUUCCAUAUUUUAUACAAUUCUCAAUCUUCAUAGAAAACUGAGUUAUGUUUUUUGGGCACUGAAUCUGAAUCUUAGUGAAUGUAUGAAAGAGAUGACCUCCAGAAAUCCUCCCAGCUUGAAAUGCAUUCUGAAAUAAAUUCACAUUA
This is a messenger RNA of Vitis riparia (riverbank grape), 2380 nucleotides long. Its product is annotated as SKP1-like protein 21. Gene Ontology annotation, molecular function: cullin family protein binding. NCBI's taxonomy places the organism in Eukaryota, Viridiplantae, Streptophyta, Magnoliopsida, Vitales, Vitaceae. The record is from RefSeq and is a predicted model, not a curated record. The coding region runs from base 419 to 1498 and encodes 359 amino acids. Gene Ontology annotation, biological process: SCF-dependent proteasomal ubiquitin-dependent protein catabolic process. The transcript is spliced from 11 exons. Gene Ontology annotation, cellular component: nucleus; cytoplasm.